AUGACUACUAAACAACUAAAAAAAGCCAUCCAAAAAGAUAUUGAGGAAUUAAAAGAGAUUUUACCCUUAGAGGAAGGAUUAUUGCCUAAUGAGGAUGACACGGAGAUUUGCAAUAUGACAACAAAUACAAAAUUAAAUAAGCAAAAAGAAAUCUCUCUUUCUGCUGAAGAAAUAGCUAGAUAUUUUCUUAGUUUGGAUCCGGAAAGAAAACAGUUUAAGGAAGAGAAAGCAAAAAAAUUAAGGGGCAUUGCUGUUCCCACUAUUGGCAAUUUUCGCCUUAAUAAAUUAUUGCACAUAUCCCAAAUACUUUAUGCGGCUAAAUAUGGCAAAUGA
Messenger RNA from Racocetra fulgida, 333 nucleotides. NCBI's taxonomy places the organism in Eukaryota, Fungi, Glomeromycota, Glomeromycetes, Diversisporales, Gigasporaceae. The record is from the annotation of a GenBank genome assembly.